Messenger RNA from Dromaius novaehollandiae (emu), 720 nucleotides. RefSeq lists its product as uncharacterized. The record is from RefSeq and is a predicted model, not a curated record. NCBI's taxonomy places the organism in Eukaryota, Metazoa, Chordata, Aves, Casuariiformes, Dromaiidae. The coding region runs from base 1 to 684 and encodes 227 amino acids. The transcript is spliced from 5 exons.
AUGCGAGUUGUGUUUGGAAGAGUGGAGGGCGGAGGAAGGGGAGGUGGUGCCUGUGUGGAAGAAAAGGCAAAGCAGGAGAGCAAGGUUCAGGUGUCUCCUUUGCUGCAGGAAGCUGCAGAGGAGCCAGCCCUGGCUGCUGGUGUGAGCUGCAGCCCACGGAAAUAUGUACUGGGAGCUCUUCUUGUCUCUCUGAUUACAGCUCUGCCUGCAGAUGACAGUGGCUCUGCAGCUCCUCAGCUGGAUGCCCGUUUUGAGUUUCUGGGGAAUCGCACCUAUGUCCCUCAAGUCACUGAAGCUUCUGCAGCGUCACAGGGGCUGGAGCCUCUGCUUAAGCCUCAGGGAGAUCGCAGGGGUCUUGGUGAUGAGAAAGGUGCAGAGGAUGCAGCUCAUAGAGCCCGACAAAAGCAGCAUUUGGUCUUCACUGCCGCAGUCUCGGGUUGGGUGCUGUUUGGGGUAGUGCUGACUUGUAUAGUCACUUCCCAGCUGAGGAAGAGAAAACAAGAAGCGGUACCAGCUAACCCUGCCGCUGCCUCUGACGGAGAAGAGCCCAGUAUGGAGGAAGGCAGAGCACAGCCAGGAAGCGAAAGAAAAAAGGAUGAGUUUACUCUAGAAAAUGAAAAUCCCAGCAGCAGCUCCACUCGGCUUCCUAUUCUAAGCAGAAUAAAAAACCUGUGCAUAUUCUGAAGAGAAUAAAAAACCUGUUGGGCUAAAUGGUGUUAA